Molecule: messenger RNA, 1275 nt
Organism: Seminavis robusta
Lineage: Eukaryota; Bacillariophyta; Bacillariophyceae; Naviculales; Naviculaceae
Source: the annotation of a GenBank genome assembly
AUGAGUGGCUAUCGCAAUUUACACCGCGAGCAGAUUGAAUCGACUGCGAUUUGGGACGUUGCGACGAGUCCUCUGCUGCUGAGCACCACGAAACGAGAUGGCUGCUAUCGAAUCUGGACGGCAUCGGCCGAUGGGUUGGUGAGAUUGUACUACGUGCACGAAAAGACUGUGGAAGAAAAGCAGCAAUCGUCGGUCUUGGAUGCGUCGGCACUGUCCAUGACGUGUACUCAUAUAUUACUGGGAUCGACGCAGAAACCACAACAAGCAGGAAUUUCGGCUCUUGGCUGUACAACCGUAUGCGCGGAGCGAAAUUACGUGGGUGAAGAUGACACUGCCGGUGAUCUCGUAGUGGCUUCUUUGGGCAUGUCGGGAGUUGUGCGGAUAUGGUCUUUCUCCGAGAAUGCCGAUGCCGAUGUAGUUCUGUCGGACAAUCAACCACAAAAAGAAGUCAAAUGCUUGCAGGAAUUCACAGUGGAGAAUGCCACUGGCACUGUCAUGAUGAUUUGUCCACCACGAGUAUGGACUACAGCGGGGACAACUGAUCUCUGUGUGGCUGUGGCUUGCCUGGAUGGAACUGUGGCUCAAGUUGCCACUGGAAUUGCCACGCCGUCGCGAGUGCCAGACCAAAAGGAAAAGGAACCCACGGCUGCUGGAACAGUGCUGGAUCGACGGGGGAGUCAAGGAUCGGCAGUACCGCUAUCAAUUGCCAGUCACCCCAAAGCACCUGUUGUGGCAGUGGGAAGACAGGAUGGUCAAAUUGAUAUUCUGACUAGUAGCAGCAGCAGCACUCUACAACAAACAACUGCUGAUGAUGCACGACAUCGGCGGCAUCGAUUACGACUUCCUGGACAUGACAUCGGACGCGACAACAACAACAGUGGUCUGGCCAUUCGGGCCGCUGCCUACACUCCUGAUGGGAACAUGUUGUGUGCCGGAAAUGAUGCUGGCGCACUUGCCGUCUGGGAUGUAAAUCGCCCCGUUUCGCCCAUGUUGGCCCAUUACGUUCAAACAGCUCAUGCGAGUUGGAUCCUGGAUCUUGUCGCCUUGCCGGACAGUGAGAGAUUUGUUACUUGUGGAGCUGACCGGAAGAUGCAUGUCUGGAAAUUAGAUCAAAUGUACCAACCUGUCCACAGUUUUGACUCGGAUCAGACAGUUUGGACGAUGGCUGUCCAAUCCAGAGGCCACGGCGCAUUCGACAAAAACAAGACCAGAGCCACACUGAGAAUGGCUGCGGGAACGGAAACUGGACGGAUGCAAGUUCUAUCGCUAGACUAG